Molecule: messenger RNA, 663 nt
Organism: Pipistrellus nathusii (Nathusius's pipistrelle)
Lineage: Eukaryota; Metazoa; Chordata; Mammalia; Chiroptera; Vespertilionidae
Source: the annotation of a GenBank genome assembly
AUGGAGGUAGAAAACGAAGCCAGCUGCUCCCCCAGCAGCGCGACAGCCUCAGGCGGGUCCAGAGAGUACAAGGUGGUAAUGCUGGGAGCAGGGGGAGUUGGUAAAAGCGCAAUGACAAUGCAGUUUAUUAGCCAUCAGUUCCCUGAUUAUCAUGAUCCCACUAUUGAAGAUGCUUAUAAGACCCAGGUUAGGAUCGACAAUGAGCCAGCUUAUUUGGACAUCUUGGACACUGCUGGUCAGGCAGAGUUCACAGCCAUGCGGGAGCAGUACAUGCGAGGUGGGGAGGGCUUCAUCCUCUGCUAUUCCGUCACCGACCGCCAGUCAUUCCAGGAGGCUGCCAAGUUUAAAGAGCUCAUCUUUCAGGUCCGUCACACCUAUGAAAUCCCCCUGGUGCUGGUGGGCAACAAAAUUGACCUCGAACAAUUCCGCCAGGUCUCUACAGAAGAAGGGCUGGGUCUGGCCCGAGAAUACAACUGUGCUUUCUUUGAGACUUCAGCAGCCCUCAGAUUCUGCAUCGAUGAUGCAUUUCACGGUUUAGUGAGAGAAAUUCGCAAGAAAGAGUCUGUGCCAUCUCUGGCAGGAAAGAAACUGAAGAGGAAAGACAGCCUGUGGAAGAAGCUAAAGGGCUCAUUGAAGAAGAAGAGAGAAAACCUGGCAUGCUAG